UCACCUGCGGCUGUGGCUCGCGCGCGCGCGCGCGCUCUCGCACGCACACACAGCCGCGCGAGCCGCGGACAGGUAGAGUCGCUCGGUCGCAGAGGAGGAGAGGAGGGCAUUUUCGGCGGCGCGCCGCGGCUCUCAGUAGGCUCGCGCGCGAGAGCACGGAAUUUCUUUCACUCUCUCGCGAGCUGCCGGCCGAGACUACGCUGAGAGAGCGAGAGCGAAAGCUGUAGAGCCUCAGUUGCGAGCGGCGGUCGCCCGAGCGCCACGGUUUUGCCUUUUCACGCGAUGCGCAGUCUGAGCACUUGAUCGUGCCGACUCUGCCGGUCCGUCACCUCGCGAUCUUUCUUGCGAGUCUUGCCGAGCGCGCGCGCGCGCGCCGGACGCCCAGCGAGCAGCGACUCGGCGCCGAGAAAGUGCUUUUCUCAAAGUUUCUCAGAACCCGACCGACGCCGCAGCCCCAUUCAGCAGCGAGAAUGAAGAGCGCUGCGUUUCUCCGAACCAGCUUGGCCUUGCUGACUCUGCUUUAUUCGGCAUCCGCACUUUCCCCGCUUGAUCGUCGACAAUUCGACAUUUCCGAUUACGUAUAUGGAGUAGACUAUGACCUGCAGGCUCGAGCGCGCGCUGCGAUAGAAGCCGAGCGGUUCACCCUUCAAACGAGCCACCGCAGGCAGCAGCGCGCGGAGCAAGAGCCGUGCCGCGUCAGGCAGGACCGGCCUUGCCCGCCGAGCAAGUACAGGACGCCUUCCGGGGCCUGCAACAAUGUGAGACACCCGGCCUGGGGCGCCAGAGGAUCGCCCUACCUCAGACUACUGCCGCCCGCUUACGCCGAUGGACUGAGCAGCCCGCGGCUGUCGGCGAGCAGGCAGCAGAGCUUGGCCCCGGCCUGGGAGGUGAGCGCGGCGGUGCGCGCGGGGCUGGCAUCCGGCUCCGCGACGAGGCCGGCGCUGCACGAGGGCCUGAGCAGCCUGGCCGGCGUCUGGUCCGAGCUGGUGCUGCGCGACAUCUCGGAGCCCGUGCGGCCGAGCCGUCGCCGGGGCGAGGACUGCUGCGGCUCGCGCAAGCCGGCGCACCCCGAGUGCCUGGCCGUCCGGGACGGGCAGGGCCGCUGCCUCGAGUACUGGCGCACCGCGCCGACCCUCAGCGCGCACAGCUGCCAGUUCGAGGCGCGCGAGCAGAUGAACGGCGCCUCCGGCUACCUCGACGGCUCGGACAUCUACGGCAACAACGACGACCGGCUGCACAAGCUCAGGAGCUACGAGCGCGGCCGCGUCGACAUCGAGCAGUGCGAGCUCUGCGCCCGCGGCAACCACAGCCUCGGCCAGCUCUACCGGGCCAUACUCGCCGAGCACAACCGCAUCGCCGACGAGCUGGCCUCGCUCAACCGGCACUGGGACGACACGAGGCUCUACCUCGAGGCUCGCCGCGCCGUCGUCGCUCAGCUCCAGCACGUGACGAUGAACGAGUUCGCGCCCAGCGUGCUCGGGGAGGCCGUCCACGCCGACAGGGAGCUCAGCCCGAUGAGCAGCGGCUUCUACACCGGCUACUCGUCGACCAACCGCGGCGGGGCCUUCGACGCCGUGGCCCUGGCCGGGCUGCAGGCCCUGACCUCGCUCAGGCGCGCCGAGAGCUCGGCCCUUGAGGCGCAGCUCGCGCUCCCGGCCAACCGGCUGAACCUCGAGCUGGCCGGCGACGAGUCCGCGCCGCCCGGCUGGGAGCCGAGCGCCCUGCUCGUCCAGGCCGCCCGGGAGCACGGCAUGCCCGGCUACGUCGACUACGUGCACUACUGCUCCGGCGGCCAGCUGCAGCUGCGGAACUUCAGCAGCCUCUCGGCCAGCCGGCUGAUGCGGCCCGGCGCGGCCCAGCUGCUCGAGAGGAGCUACGCCGGCCGGCUGGAGGACGUCGACCUGCUGCUCGGCGGAGCGCUCGAGGAGCCGAGCGAGGCCGCGGCCGUCGGGCCGACCUUCCUCUGCCUCCUGCGCCAGCAGCUGCUCAAGCUGCGCAACUCGGACCGCUUCUGGUACGAGAACGACAUCCCGCCGUCGAGCCUCAGGCCCGAGCAGAUCAGCGAGAUCCGCAAGGUCUCGCUGGCCGGCGUGCUCUGCGGCUCCUCGAGCGGCAUCGGCAAGAUCCAGCCCAAGGCGUUCAUCCAGCAGGACCCCUACCUCAACGCGAGGAUCGGCUGCGAGCAGCACCCGCGGCUCGAGCUGUCGGCCUGGAAGGAGGAGGCGGAGGUGGCGGAGGAGGCGGAGGAGGCGGAGGGCGGUGAGCCGACGCCGGCGGGGGCCCGGCCCCAUCGGCCCAAUCGGCCCCUCGCCGACAACCACAUGAGCGUCGAGGCUAGCGCGGGCGGCGGCGGCGGCGAGGACGCGGCCUCGAUCGCGGCCUCGAUCGCGGCCGAGAUCAACGAGGACGUGCUCCGCGCCGCGAUCAGGAGGGCCGAGCAGGAGCUGCUCGAGCGCAAGCAGCUCGAGUACAACUCCUGGCUGCAGCAGCGCGUCGCCGACCCCAAGUCGCCCCAGGGCACGGCCGCCAGCUUCUCCAAGGCCAACAGGGACGCGCUCCUGCUGGCCAACUCGUCGAUCCUCUUCGAGCUCGCCACCAACGAGCUCGUCAACGGCCUGGACGGGCUGAGUCGCAGGCGCAGGCGCAGGAGGCGGCAGGCCGCCGGCGCCGACAACGUCCUCGGCGGCUUCGGCAUCGGCAACGAGUUCAACGACAUCCUCCAGAACGUCGACCUCUCCGGCCUGAUCCCGCAGCAGCACCAGAUGCCGACGAACCACGAGGAGAUCGACUGCCCCGUCGAGGACGGGCCCUGCGACCCGACCUCGGCCUACCGGACCUUCUCCGGCCACUGCAACAACCUGCGCAACCCCAACCUGGCCAAGUCCCUGACGACCUUCGCCCGGCUCCUGCCUCCCGUCUACGAGGACGGAGUCUCCAAGCCGAGGACGAGCUCCCUCGUGACGGGGCUGCCCCUGCCGAAUCCCAGGACCAUCUCGACCGUCAUCCACCCGGACAUCUCGAACCUGCACAACCGCUACACCCUCAUGGUCAUGCAGUUCGCCCAGUUCCUCGACCACGACCUCACCAUGACGCCCAUCCACAAGGGCUUCGCCGAGUCCAUUCCCAGCUGCAGGGCCUGCGACUCGGCGCACACGGUCCACCCGGAGUGCAAUCCCUUCCCCGUGCCCGCCAACGACCACUACUACCCCCAGGUGAACAUCAGCACCGGGGCCCGGCUCUGCAUCCCCUCGAUGAGAUCGCUGCCCGGGCAGCAGCAGCUCGGGCCGCGCGAGCAGAUCAACCAGAACACCGGCUUCCUCGACGCCUCCGCCGUCUACGGCGAGAACCACUGCAUCGCCAACGUGCUCAGGAGCUUCAACGGCCGCAUGAACAUCACGAGCCACCCGAGCCGGGGCAAGGACCUGCUGCCCCAGUCGCGCACCCACCCCGAGUGCAAGGCCCCCUCGGGCUACUGCUUCAUCGGCGGCGACGGUCGAGCCUCCGAGCAGCCCGGCCUCACGGUCAUGCACACCCUCUGGGUCAGGGAGCACAACCGCGUGAUGGAGGGCCUCAGGGCGGUCAAUCCUCACUGGGACGCCGAGAAGCUCUUCCAGGAGACCCGCCGAGUCAUCAGCGGCAUGCUGCAGCACGUGACGUACAACGAGUUCCUGCCGCGCAUCCUCGGCUGGAACGCCGUCAGCCUCUACGGGCUGAAGCUGCUGCCCCAGGGCUACUACAAGGAGUACUCGCCCAGCUGCAACCCGAGCGUGCUCAACGAGUUCGCGACGGCGGCCUACCGAAUCGGGCACUCGCUGCUGCGGCCCCACCUGCCGCGCAUGGAUCGCAACUAUCAGAAUGUCGACCCGCCGAUUCUGCUGCGCGACGGCUUCUUCAACCCCGACAUGCUCUACCAGCCGGAGAUGAUCGACGAGAUGGUCCGCGGCCUCGUCUCCACGCCCAUGGAGACGCUCGACCAGUUCAUCACCGGCGAGGUGACGAACCACCUCUUCGAGCAGAAGGGCAUACCCCACUCGGGAGUCGACCUCAUCGCCCUCAACAUCCAGCGGUCGCGCGACCACGGUCUGCCCGGCUACAACAGCUACAGGGCUCUCUGCAACCUCAAGCGGGCCACGACUUUCGAGGACCUCGCGAGGGAGAUGGCGCCCGAGGUGAUCGCCAGGCUCAGGAGAGUCUACAGCACGGUCGACGACAUCGACCUCUUCCCUGGUGGUAUGAGCGAGAGGCCGCUCCAGGGCGGACUGGUCGGUCCGACGUUCGCCUGCAUCAUCGCCAUCCAGAUGAGGCAGGCGCGCAAGUGCGACCGCUUCUGGUACGAGACCGACGACCCGAACAUCCGCUUCACGGAGCACCAGCUCGCCGAGGUGCGCAAGACGACCCUGGCCAAGAUCAUGUGCGAGAACAUGGAUCACCACACGGACAUGCAGCGCGCGGCCUUCGAUCUGCCCUCGAAUUUCCUGAACCCCAGGGUGCCUUGCGGCUCGAUGCCCCACAUGAACUUUGAGGCCUGGCGCGAGACCAGGCACGGCUGCCAGAUCGGCGGCAGGAACGUCGCCGUCGGCGAGUCUGGCUUCCCGACGCCUUGCACCAGCUGCGUCUGUACGGCCGAGGGGACGCAUUGCGCCUCGCUGAGAGUAACAGACUGCAACCAGCUACUUCGAGAGGCCUCGAGGGAGGCGAUCCUGCGGGACGACGUCUGCACUGCGCAGUGCGGAUUCGUGCUCGCGGCCACGGAAGGCUCCUCUUCUGCGAACCUGCAAUUCAAGUCCUCCAACAGCUUUCCCGGAUUCUCUCAGCAACGAAGUAACAUUCGGAAUUCCUUCUCCUCGUCGUUCAAUGGAUUCAAGUUGCCAGAUCUUUCGCAGUUCAUCGGCUGAUGGAAGAAAGCCUGCAACUCGUCAAUCGUCAAACGCAAUCUCCCCGCUAUGCAGAUGCAAAGACCAUAGGGAUGCAGCACGCCAGAGUACAGAUGUAUAGCUUUUCGACCCUAUAUCCAUCCCAAUACUAUCGCAUACGAGAUUUCGCGCUUUGCAACCCAAACCUGCAACCCAACUGUCGCUCGAGGGGCGCAAGCUAGCCAUUUAAAAUGAUCGUUCGAAAUUUUCACAAGUCUAUGGAUACUUAUUAUUUCCAGUGCCUACUUGAAAACAGCACAAUGAAAUAACGUAUCGCGUUGAUUAAAAUAAGGAACGCUACAGGUGUGGGCGUCCAACUUGUACUUAAAUCGGCGAGCAAGGAUGAAUUGAUAUUAAAGUUAAUGUAAAUAUAGAAUGUAAGUUUCGUACUUUUAAGAUUUUUAGUGCAUUUACAACGAGCCUACUGUAUGAUUUCUUAUAUUAUGCGAACGCAAAAGGCGACUGAAAGUCGAAUUCUCAAUCUCCUUUGUGAAUCCUUGCAAGCAUGUAAGUAUAUAAGUAGUUAAUGAAUAAAUCGCUAAAAAAUAUACGAAUAAAAUUGUAACAAUCAAAUUUCAUACAUUACUAUUUAUAGAUUAGAGAAAUAAGAAUCGCUUUGACUUUGAGGAUUAAUGUUUUAUACAAAAAAAAUUGUCGGGAGAAAUGUACAAUGUAAACUGUCGAUCUAGAGAAACGUUAGACACGUUAGAUUUUCAUUCAUCUCGUAUCUUGUAAACUCUUUAUUAACUUUUAAUUCACAAGCUUUAUACAUUUUUUGUAUGAUUAAAUUAUAUGGUGUGUAUAACGUUAAUAAAUGUUAAUGUUUAUUUUUCAUUGUCUGCCUAUCAUUACGCAAAAUAAUCAAGUCGCUAUCACAACUCUCUGUCCAAGCAGAGAAAGUUAAAAACAAGAUAUCUUCACAUGUUUAUUUACACAGAAUUUAGCCUUGAACACUCGA
Molecule: messenger RNA, 5871 nt
Organism: Nasonia vitripennis (jewel wasp)
Lineage: Eukaryota; Metazoa; Arthropoda; Insecta; Hymenoptera; Pteromalidae
Product: peroxinectin
Exons: 9
Coding region: 471-4895 (1474 amino acids)
Biological process (GO): response to oxidative stress
Molecular function (GO): heme binding; peroxidase activity
Source: RefSeq, a predicted model, not a curated record